This is a messenger RNA of Sorex fumeus (smoky shrew), 3095 nucleotides long. It is a transcript of the gene SVIP, whose product is annotated as small VCP interacting protein. Gene Ontology annotation, cellular component: endoplasmic reticulum membrane. The transcript has 4 exons. The record is from RefSeq and is a predicted model, not a curated record. Lineage: Eukaryota; Metazoa; Chordata; Mammalia; Eulipotyphla; Soricidae. Gene Ontology annotation, biological process: positive regulation of autophagy; negative regulation of VCP-NPL4-UFD1 AAA ATPase complex assembly; negative regulation of retrograde protein transport, ER to cytosol. The coding region runs from base 112 to 345 and encodes 77 amino acids.
UAGCGCUGACGACCUGGGGCCGCAAUCUGACCGCGCAGUUUGCGCCGCCUGCUCCCGGGGCGGGCCGGGUGUGGGGACUCCCCCCACCCCCACCCCCAGUUGAUCUUUCCGAUGGGGAUGUGUUUUCCCUGCCCCGGGGAGUCUACGCCCCCCUCUCCGAACCUGGAAGAAAAAAGAGCAAAACUUGCAGAGGCUGCAGAGAGAAGACAGAAGGAGGCUGCAUCUCGGGGCAUCCUGGAUGUUCAUUCUGUGGAAGAGAAGAAAAGAAAAAGGGAAAAAAUAGAAAGACAAAUGGCUACAGCUGGUCCUCCAUCAGAAGGUGGACUAAGAUGGACAGUUUCAUGAAGCAUAACCAAAUUGAAGAGUCUAAUGAUAUUAACAACUGUCUGCAAUCAAGUGGGCAUCUUCAAUUUAGUAUCUUCUCUGAAUAAAUGAACAUUCAGAUCUAUGUAAUUUUAUUUAAGACUGUGUCCUUUGAAUGCAUUGUUUUUAAAAUAAUGAGAUAUUGAAAAUGCAUUUGAUUUCAAAAUUAGAUGUAGUUAGGCCUUUAAUUGAAUACUUAUUUUCCUACAUUUGCUCUUCUGCAGGUAAAGGGUGAUUUGCCAUUUUUUAAUAGCCAAAACACAGCCAUAUAACUAUUGCUUAUAAAAAUUAUGCACGCAUCUCAUAUAUUAAAGUUUGCAAUCGUACUUUCCUUCCUCUGUAUAAAAUAGUUUAUAGUUGUAUUGCUUAGCCAUAUAAAACAUUCGUUUUAUUGUAUAUGACUUUGGUGUAAAUUUAUGGAUUUGGUGCCUUGAAACUGAUCAUCAGGGAAAAUCUUAAAAAAUCAUUUGAAGGGCUUAUAUGAAAGAACUCUAAUUUUUAUAAUUUGCCAAGCAUUGAAUGUUUAUAGUAAACAAUGUAUUUCUCCAAACUUUUUUCUAUUUAUAUAGCUUAUAAAAUCUAUAUAGUAUAUUUUACAUAAAGUGAAGCUUUUUCUUUUGCCUGAUAUAUUGAAUAUAAUACGAUAGUGGUCGGAGGGAAGAAAAGUACUAUUGUGUAAUAUCAGAUUCUUCAACUCCAUAAAGACAUUUUUAAUAAUGGAAUAAGUUAAACUAAGAUUCUUUAUGGGAUUGUAUGAGUGGUAACAUAUUUGUUCAAUAUCCAUAAGUAUCAUCCUUUUCAUGUAUGAUCAUUUCUUAGAUGUGAAAUUGCUAAGUUAGAGUGUGUUAAAAAGAAAUAUGUAGGUACUGUAUUGAACAUGGUCUACCUUAAAAAUAUUAUGAGGUGAUUUGGUAUGCUGCAGUGAUAUCAAAUUAGAUUUUUGUUUUGUUGACACUAAUUUUCUAGCAUUUAAAUAUUUUUAGAUUUUUUUAAAUAAGACAAGCAAAUGUAGAAAAUUUACUCUUUAAUUAUAAAUUAGAAUAUGAUGGCUAAUUUUUUAGCAUGACCAAAGACAGCUCUAAAUUAAUAUCUAUAGUUAACUGCCAAUGGAUACUGCAAAUUAAAUAAAGUAGAUAAUUUUAUUUAUGAAAAAUUGAGCCACAAUCUCACUCAUGUCUCCCAUAAGAUAUGCGUUACAAGGCAAAAUAUUAUGUAUGUCAUUUUUAGGGUUUCUGUUGUAGAUACUCUGUCUUCUCAUUGAAAAAUUUAAUUUUCUUUGUGGAAUUUAAUGUACUCCGCAUAUCCAAGUAAGAGACUUAGGCAAUUUUUUUCAUCUUUUAGAUCAUUUUUAGUAUUUUGCCUACAAAGGAUAACGUGUUAUAUUUUAAAAGCAGUACUUUGACUUUAUAAAUAUUUUUUUUCCUAAUCAAAAUGGCAAAAAGAUUAUUAAUGGUUGGAUGGAUAUAGAACCAGAGUAUGUGAUCCUUGAACUGUGCAAAUCUUUGUUUUAAUAUUGAAUGAGCAAUUUAUACUAUUUCUUAAAGAAUUUUUUGAUAUGUGUGAACAGAGGUUUAAUGUGACCAGAUAUAAAGAGAAGUUUACAUGUAAAUGAUGUGCUUAUUUUGUCACUGAGCCAUAGUUGACACAAUGGCAUAUUGCUUUCUGAGAACCUUGGUAUAUGUUCCUUCAGUCUAUCCUGGCUUGCCUUCAUGGGCAUGAUCAACUUUAAAAAGAAAAACCCACAAAAAGAAAAAUAAGGGUUGUGUACACUAGUGAUAUACAAAUGUUAGAAAUAGUGCUAAAAAGAAAGAAAAAGGAAAUAUCAGAUACCAAUGGAAGUCAGUGACUAGUAAAUAAAAUACAAAUAUAAAUAUACAUACUUUCAUACAUACAUCCCUUAUAAAACUAGUUACUGCUAAAAACUUUUAACUUAGAGUCAAUUUCCCAUAAAUCACAAUUUUAAUAGAAAAUAUUUUGAUGCUUGAUAUGUCAUAUAACUCCCACUCCAAACAUUACUAAAAUGCAGCUGAAAUAGUAAGAAACAUGUGUAAUUAACACAUUAAGGUAUAAAGUACACCUAUUACUGGUUCUUCUUAGAAAACUAAUGCUGUCUGGUAACAAAACUAUGAAUAUUAUCUGGACCAUAGAGACAGUACAGACAUCAAGGCACUUGUCUUGUACAUGGCUGACUCCUGCUCCAUCCCUGGCAUUAAUUGUGAUCCUCCAGACAUGAUCCCUGAGAUCAGAGCCAGGAGUAAGCCCUGAGCAUAAAUAUCCCCAGGGGUUGAAACUACUACAAAGCCCCUUUAUCGACUUGCAAAAUAUUUCUUAAACAUCUAUAUGGGAGCCUAUCAUUUCACUGAUUGUGUCUGGAAUUUAAUAUUAGCCCCCACAAGACAUUUUGCUAUAAAUUUUGUAUUGCCUGAAAAGAAUAUAAAUAUAUACAUAUAUAAAAAUAUCUAAGAAUUUUAUAUUCACUGCAUCUUUAAUACCUUGGUUUGGGAUAAUUAGGAAAAGCAUAGUGAUGCCUUUAUCUCACUGGACUAAUGAACUAAAAGCUGUUUGUUGUAUUCAUACAUCUCUGAGUUAUACAUAGGUUUGUUUAUUUUCCUGUAAUUUAAAGGUGAAAUGGCAUUAGUCUACUGUUUCCUAUAAAUAUAAUAAAGGUUCUAGCUGUCAUUCUUCAUACAUAGAAAUAAUUCACAUAAACAUUAAAUUUUCCUUUGUUCCUA